GUGUGUGUGUGUGUGUGUGUGUGUGUGUGUGUGUGUGUGUGUGUGUGUGUGUGUGUGUGUGUGUGUGUGUGUGUGUGUGUGUGUGUGUGUGUGUGUGUGUGUGUGUGUGUGUGUGUGUCAGCAGUUUGCUUAACAAAAAAAGCGGCGUGUGUGUUGGGUGAAGGUCAGGCGGCGGCGCAGCUGUUGUGUCUAUCGCUGGUCAAACAGGUGGCUCUCAAUCCUCCGAGUGUGGAUUCGAGGUUUGUUUUUCACUGGGGUUUUUUUUUUCUCCCUGAAUUCCAGGCGUGUUGACGAGUUUGGAGACGACACAGAAAAAACAUCCCUGCUACUUUAAAUCUUCAGUGAACUGGGAGGCUGUCGUAGUUUGGUACCACUUUCUAAUAAGACGCCUUUAGGUCAAGAUAAGUUUAAUCUCUACUAACAAAUGUUGAUAAUAAUUAAAAAGUCCAAACUUUGAGCCAAAAAGUGAAACUCAAUAUGUUCACAGUUCCGCCCUGGUUCCCUGUUUAUCUGGAAAUGCUUCAAAAAUGCAGCGAACACAACGGACGGAUUAUCACGACCUCAGGACCCUGGACACAGACACACACACACUGUGUCAGCCUAUAGGGAAAGUGUGUUUGUUAGUUUAUUUCUGUUUUCCUUCCCUAUGGAAAGACAAUUGGUAUAAUUUUCAUAGUGCAAGUCAUUCAAAAGCUCCCUAAUCAACAUUAUAUUGUAUCUUGCUUGUUCGUAAACAAAAAAACAAAAGUGGUUUCACUAAGUUACGUGUAGAAACUAUUUCUGGCUUGCUCCCUCUGCUACCAGUCUUUAUUCUGAUUACUUGGCCUGCGUCCACUCAUUCUUUUAUCCAUUAAAAAAACCGCGAAUAGCAACUAAACGUUUUAUACAGACGCCUCAUUUGAAAGUGGUACCAGUAGUUUUUACACGGUGGACACGUUCAGCUCACCAUUUGUGUUCACUGUACAGGUGCUUGCACAGACAGCUGGUUAUGUUUAAUCACCACCAAUGACAUCAAGAAAAUUGAGCAGUCGUCCCCCCUCCCCCAGGUUUGACACCCGAGCCCCUGCCCCUCUGUGUGUACGAACAAGAAAAGUUCACGUAAAACAAACUAAAUCACCUUUUUUUAUUCCAACCUGCGUUUAAAAGCUGUUCCUCACUGAUGCAGAACUUUUUUUUCUCUGCACUUAAACCAACAUUAUUUUUCUCAAAGUGUGAGUAAACAAUCAGGACUGAGAAGUUACGCUGUGCAGCUGUUCCCCUGACUCAGGCGUCCCGCCACCCCCCACCCCGGCACACACUCACUGUGUGUGAGACACACCCAAGCACAUUUGGCCCCCGGACUUACAGCCCAGUCACACCAAUUGAGAUGUUUGAACCGGUGCCCUGAAUUCUUCGCGGCCGUAGCGAGGUGCUGAGGAAUGACCGCCGCUGCUCAAACAUGAUUCAAUUUGAAUAGCUACUAACACACAGGGAUAAUGUGUUCCUGGAAAUGAAUUUAGAAUGACUCACAUAGUUCCCCUCAAAGUGAAAGGGUUUGUCUACAUGUUGAGAUCCGAGUUGGAGUGUUCCUAAUGAAAUCUGGGGUUCAGUCCGACACAUGCUUGGUCAAUAGUAAUUUACUGGGGAGUCAUUGAUCUGCAGGAGUCGGGUUAAUGAAACCGUCGGGGGUUUAUCUCUGUGCCGACAGUUGGUUUAACAAACCUUAUCAGAUAACUGAAAUGCUCUCAUUUCAAAUCCCCUGGAAGCAGAUUCUUUCACGUUUUUAGUUGCAGCUCCACAUUUGAAAAGAUAUUUUGGGGUAUUUCACAUUAUUAACAGGAAAGGACAAGCAGGGAACUUACUGCCACUAUAUAUUAUUAUAGAGGUGUUUAGCCUGGGAAGGGAGGAUGUAAGGAGGCAAGAUUUUGUUUUGGGAUAACGCCACCUCCGUCUUAAAUUUAUUUUACAGUUCAACCUUUCCACACUUAUCCCAACUGUGUUUUCCUUUACAUGUCCUUAUUUGUGAUUUUCUGUUAAUAUGUGAACACUUACUAUCAAAGGCACCCUUUGUAAAAAUGCCUAAUGUUGGAAAUCAUUAGUAAAUGCUUAUACAUUAAGUUUUUAACAAAUGGGUUUUGGUCCAUAUUGUCUGCAGCCCUUUGCCAAAAGGUAAGUGUUCGUGGGUCUCAAGAGGUUUCACACAACCUGGCAACCCAAAGUUUGGUUUUAUUAAUGGCUUUAAUAAUAGAUUUGUGAUUAUUCUAAUAAAGCUAUUCAUUACAAGGGUGCCUGUUAGUAAGUGGUUCAUUGAUUCACACGCUUUCAAAUCAGAGAUAAACGAUGUUUAUAUCUUGCUUUUGCAGUUUGGAAGAAAACUGUGGAUUUAAAUCUGCAGAAAAACUCGGUUCAUGUCUUUCAGUCAUAUUGGAAAACAGACCGGGGUCAAACCGGGUCCGAUUCCGGCUGAGGUGCGACUGUUGUCCUACCCACUUGACCCCCGCGAUGUGGCCAUUUGGCAGUGCAGUGCGCGUCUUGGACACGGCGCUGCGCUCUCGGCGCUCGGGCUGAAGGCACAACCCCGCCCUCCCUCCACCUCCGUCUCCAUCUCCGCCUCCACCUCAGCCAGCGAGAGCCGACAACACACAGAGAGGGAGAGUGAGAGAGAGAGAGAGAGGAGUCAUUCAUCCGCGUCUUCCACAGUCACCGAGGCAGCACAGCCACACUCCCGCAGCCAGGACACCGGCGUCUCCAGCCUCUCCGCCGCGGCUGUGCGCACCGCUCAUCCCCGCUCCACGCCCCGCCACCAGCAGCAGCAGCCGCUCCGCGUCCUCGCCGCUCCUCUCCGCCCCUGCGCCGGGCCGGUCCGGUCGCCUUCCACCCCCCAACCUGGAGAGCAGGUUCUUCCCUGGAAGCUGGAUGAAUUAUUGGGGAGUUGGGAACAAGUGCGAGAAGAAAGCUGAGGCUCCUCGCUCCGGCCAGGGAAGAAGAGACUCCAGAGCCAGAGUUGUGGACGAUGAUGGAGGGGACGUCCCUGUAUCUGCCUAUUGUCGUUUUACUGAUGCAAUGUUCCCCGUCUGUUCCCGUUACCGUGUCGACCAACAGUCCCAAGGUGGAGGUGCGCGAGUUCUCAGACGCGGUGCUGUCCUGCAAGUUCCACACGGAGAAAGACCAGCACCCGCGCAUCGAGUGGAAGAAGAAGGGGAAAGGGGUUUCCUUCGUGUACUUUGACGGACACUUCAAAGGUCCCUUCGAAGGCCGCGCGUCCAUUGAUGGCGCCACGGUGACGCUGCAGAAGGUGACCCAGGAGGAUGCCGGCGACUACCGCUGCGAGAUCAGUGCUCCUCAGGACUCCGUCACCCUGGGCGAGACCAACGUGACGCUGAAAGUCCUGGUGCCCCCCCACACCCCAUCCUGCGAGAUCCCCAGCUCGGCGGUGACGGGCUCGGUGGUGAUACUGCGCUGCAGGGACCAGCAGAGCAUCCCGCCUGCCACAUACUCCUGGUUCAAGGACAACCUGCCAAUCAGCCAGCCCCGCCACGCCAACGCCACCUAUUUAAUCAACUCACACACGGGAGUACUGGAGUUUAAAGCUGUAGCCAAAGAGGACACCGGCCGGUACAGCUGCCUGGCAUCCAACGGGGUGGGACCGCCCAAAACGUGCGAGGCCAAGCACAUGGCAAUAGAGGAUGUCAACAUCACAGCCGUGGUGGCGGCUGUGGUGGUGGUCGCCCUGUUGGUCAUGGUGUGCAGCUGCGGGGGGCUCCUCCUGCACCGCAACGGAUUCUUCAGCCCAGGACACAGAGGAAGGUCCUUUUGGAUCUCCCAGUGUCAUGGUGCAGCCCACAUCAGCAGCCAAACCCUGCACAGAACAGAGGACACGUCCAAUGUCAACUACGUCCCUCCGCCCCAAGAACCCCAGGAUUUUAAACACACCCAGUCGUUCAUGCUCUGAGAAGCUGGCCUUUCUUUGAGGAGACGUCACCCUCGUGAUAACGGUGCCAACACUGGAUUCCCUGAUUUAGUAUUUUCUUUCUCUGGACCCUGAAUGAGCUCUUGAUCUUCCACCACAUGCUAAUUUCAAUCUUCCUUCCUCUACCGCUCCCUUUCGGACGAGUUUACGAAAAGCAAAACUGCAAGGCUUCUUACUCUCCUGCUUUGCUGUGUGGCUCGACUCUUGUCAUUGAUGUCUUCUGCUCUUAUGGGAUUAAGUAGUUUCAUGGCCCUCUGCUCCCCCCUGGUGGUCAGAUCCAGGAACUAGUGGAGACUUAAACUCACUUUUUCUUCCCUCUGCAGGCCACUUAUUUACGUCUGUUUUGUUUUACCAAAGACUGACAGUUAAAUCUAAAAGGACAUUUAACAUCUUUGUUUGAAAAAGUGAAUCAUCACAUGGGGAUUUCUCGUUAAAGCCAUAGGGAAUGAGCAGUUCAGUCAACUCCAACAUUAAUGCAGUUUACCUCAGCCAGUAUUGUCUUCUGUAAUAUUCCCAGGGGCCACUGUGCCACAAAAGACCCUCUUGGUCUUGUAAGAAUACAAACGCAGACAAAGCCAGUCCGGAAGAACAGGAAGCCGCUCCAGCCAAUUCUAUUGAGACCAACCCCAUUCCAUCCUAAUGUGCCUGCAUGGUCUUUUUAUACAUAUAUAUAUAUAUAUAUAUGUAUAUAUAUGUGUAUAUAUAUAUAUAUACCUUGUGCCUUUUAAUUUGUCUGUCAUGUAUCUAUGAAACACAGCUUUUUGUAAAGAAUUUGCCUUACUUUUUUCUGUCUUUAUAUUUUUGUGCCACUGUUUAUCAAAAAUUGAGUGUCUGUUUUUAGACAGUGUGUGAAUGGAUUGUUCAGAGUUUUAUUUGAAUGGUGUAUCAGUAAUAAAGUUUUUUCUAUUCAAAACUA
This is a messenger RNA of Hippoglossus stenolepis (Pacific halibut), 4865 nucleotides long. RefSeq names its product junctional adhesion molecule 2a (gene jam2a). Bases 2993 to 3931 code for a protein of 312 amino acids. NCBI's taxonomy places the organism in Eukaryota, Metazoa, Chordata, Actinopteri, Pleuronectiformes, Pleuronectidae. The transcript has 11 exons. Gene Ontology annotation, biological process: leukocyte tethering or rolling. Gene Ontology annotation, cellular component: cell surface; tight junction; protein complex involved in cell adhesion. The record is from RefSeq and is a predicted model, not a curated record.